Messenger RNA from Penicillium cinerascens, 1338 nucleotides. RefSeq names its product LysM peptidoglycan-binding domain-containing protein. Lineage: Eukaryota; Fungi; Ascomycota; Eurotiomycetes; Eurotiales; Aspergillaceae. The record is from RefSeq and is a predicted model, not a curated record. The coding region runs from base 1 to 1338 and encodes 445 amino acids. The transcript is spliced from 5 exons.
AUGAAGUCCCAUGUUCUCAGUCAUUCCCUUCUUCUGUUUGGUGCAGUGACUGCAGUGUGCGCCGGCCAAGGAGGAUGGAAAAACGGUCCUACAGCAACCGGACAGACAGACCCCAAUGUUACCACGGACUGUGACUAUUGGGCAAACAAUAUCCAGCUUGGGGACACUUGUGAGACGGUUGCAGAAUUCUUUGGUAUAUCUGAGGCGCAGUUCGAAAAAUGGGUGAUUCCUUACUCUCUGCUCUCCAUUCCACAUUUUGCAGCAUGCUCACCAAUAUAUAUCCAGAAUCCAAUGUUGCAAACAAGCUCGGGGUGUAAGAUGGUCCCUGGAUUUAGUUACUGCGUCUACGGUCCUGCUGGUUCCGCGACUUCAGCGGCUCCAUCAGCCACAUAUGCUACUCCAGCUGGGACAAUCACAUACAAUGGCACCGCCGCACCGGUUCAAACUGGACUUACAAGUAACUGCAUUCUGUACCACUUGGUGCAGAAUGGCGAUACUUGCUAUAGUAUUCAAGAUCAGUACAUGGACUUCACUCUCGCUCAGUUCUACAGUUGGAACCCAGCUAUUUUGGGAUGCAAGGGACUGGUUGUGGGUGACUAUGUCUGCGUACAAGCAGCCAGCUCGACCACUCCAUUAGUUUCAUCGUCUGCCUUCCCAACACAAAGUGGAGUCGCUCUUAAUUGCAACAAAUGGCACUAUGUCGACGAUAACGAUACCUGUGGCUCGAUUCUUUCGGAAUUUGGGAUUACUGCGGCUCAAUUUUACUCUUGGAAUCCCGCUACUGGGUCUAAAUGCAAUAGCUUAUGGCUUAAGACUGAAGUGUGUGUUGGUGUUUCUGGAUCCACGACAUCUCCGACCACUAGCACCGCAAAGACAACUGGGACAGAAACCAUACCCGUGCCAUCACCCGUUCAAAGUGGUAUUGCAUCAACUUGCAUCAAGUAUUACAAAGUUCAGAGUGGAGACACAUGUGAUUCUGUUGAGAAAGACAGGAGCAUCAGUGCAACCGAUUUCCUUGAGUGGAAUCCCGCCGUGGGAUCUGAUUGUGCGAAUUUACAGCUAAACGUCUACGUCUGUGUUGGUCUUACGGGAUCUACUACAUCAACUCUGACCACUACCAUCGCAACGCCGACAGCAAUUGGAUCAGUGCCUUCGCCAGUGCAAAGUGGUAUUUCAUCUGACUGCACUCAGUACUAUAAAGUCCAAGGCGGAGAUACUUGUGACAAGGUCGAGACAGAUCAUAACAUCAGCGCGGCGGACUUCCUUAAAUGGAACCCAGCUGUGGGCUCUGAUUGCAAAAAUUUGGAGUUGAACGUCUAUGUCUGCGUUGCAGUGUAG